Messenger RNA from Pecten maximus, 1200 nucleotides. Its product is annotated as glyoxylate reductase/hydroxypyruvate reductase-like. The transcript is spliced from 3 exons. The coding region runs from base 49 to 1125 and encodes 358 amino acids. Gene Ontology annotation, cellular component: cytosol. Gene Ontology annotation, molecular function: NAD binding; hydroxypyruvate reductase [NAD(P)H] activity; glyoxylate reductase (NADPH) activity. Lineage: Eukaryota; Metazoa; Mollusca; Bivalvia; Pectinida; Pectinidae. The record is from RefSeq and is a predicted model, not a curated record.
UCCCCCUUGUAACGGUUGUAACCUAGAGCUCUCUCGUUAUCUGUUAUCAUGAGGUUAGAAAAGAUAACAGGCGUUUGUAGGGUCAUCACCGCAUUCCAGUUUUCUUCUGUUUCUCAAAGUUGCAACGUCAGAUUUAUCUGCAAGAUGUCGACAGCCAGCUCUCCUCCCAAGGUAUUUGUCACGCGCUACGUCCCGCCCGUGGGAGUAGAGGUGUUGUCGCAACAUUGUCAAGUCGAUCAAUGGAACACACAAGACCCCAUUCCCCGGGGCGAGUUACUAAAACGCGUGCAGGGCAUUGAGGGUCUGUAUUGUUUACUGACGGAACGCAUUGAUAAGGAGGUGUUGGAUGCGGCAGGUCCUCAACUGAAAGUUGUAUGUACCAUGUCAGUAGGAUACGAUCAUGUAGAUGUGGCUGAAUGUCGAAAAAGAAACAUCAGAGUUGGUUUUACUCCGGACGUACUGACCAAUGCCACCGCUGAGUUGACCGUCUCUCUUUUGUUGACCACCUCUCGAAGGCUGUAUGAAGGAAUAAAAGCGGUUCGUGAGGGAAAAUGGGGAACAUGGAACCCAGUUUGGAUGUGUGGACAAGGAGUAGAUGGUGCCACUGUGGGGAUAUUGGGGUUAGGGAGAAUAGGAUUUGCUGUCGCGCAGAGACUUAAGCCAUUUGGUGUUGGAAAAUUCUUGUACACUGACUCUGAAACCAAGUCAUAUGAUUCAGAGGUGGGAGCGGAACAUGUUGAUUUUGACACGUUGUGUAGGCAGUCAGAUUUCAUAUUGGGCUGUUGUGCUUUAACUGAGGAAAAUAAAGGCUUGUUUAACAAAGACGCAUACUGUAAGAUGAAGAAGACGGCCAUUUUGAUCAAUACGAGUCGAGGUGGUCUGGUCAAUCAGGAGGAUUUGUAUGUGGCUCUGAGCACUGGUCAGAUUUUGGCCGCUGGACUAGACGUAACUGUCCCUGAGCCUCUUCCUCUGGACAGCCCGCUGAUGAAGCUGGACAACUGCAUUGUGUUACCACAUAUAGGCAGUGCAACAGAGAAAUCUAGGGCAGCUAUGUCCGAGCUUACCGGUCAAAACAUUGUUGCUGCUUUGCAGGGCGAGAAAAUGCCACGCGAGGUUCCUUAUUAGAAUUUUAGUUAAAUUUCUUGAAAAUAAAAUGAAACUUGUUUUAUUUCCAUCAAUAAAAAUACCAAAGAAAUGAUU